This is a messenger RNA of Pyricularia grisea, 451 nucleotides long. RefSeq lists its product as uncharacterized. The record is from RefSeq and is a predicted model, not a curated record. Bases 115 to 369 code for a protein of 84 amino acids. The transcript is spliced from 2 exons. NCBI's taxonomy places the organism in Eukaryota, Fungi, Ascomycota, Sordariomycetes, Magnaporthales, Pyriculariaceae.
UAUCCAUCCACCAAACCCCGAGAUUGUUGCAGGACGGAUCAGGGAUCGAUUGAUACUAUCUAGAACUAGAGAUAGUAUCAUAAACCAAGACUACGCCACAAACAACAACAGAUAAUGUAUCAUUCGUCGUCAUCGAUGAUAUUUUACUACGUUACCCAAACAGAAGCUGCGAUUCAAGGUCAAACCAGUCGUGGGUCCCACAGGUCUGGGUUGACUCAGGACUUGGGGGGGUUCGCCCCUCCACAGAACCAUGGGACCCAUAGGCCACGGGAGAUGUACGGUAGAUUAAAUUAUACGGAAAUAUUGUUUGCUUUUUUUCCCCCUUUGUUCGGUUCACGUUUCCCACCUACUCCGUGUUAUAACCGCUGAGCCGUGGCCAGUUAGUUGUUCAUGAGAUAUCCUUGAUGAACCCAGUGGCGACCCUUGGAUGUCACAAGUCACUCAGAUUAAG